Thamnophis elegans (Western terrestrial garter snake) is the source of this 4368-nucleotide messenger RNA. It is a transcript of the gene DPYD, whose product is annotated as dihydropyrimidine dehydrogenase. The record is from RefSeq and is a predicted model, not a curated record. Lineage: Eukaryota; Metazoa; Chordata; Lepidosauria; Squamata; Natricidae. Gene Ontology annotation, cellular component: cytoplasm; cytosol. Gene Ontology annotation, biological process: thymine catabolic process; uracil catabolic process. Gene Ontology annotation, molecular function: NADP binding; iron-sulfur cluster binding; uracil binding.
UUUUCCCUCCCCGGGGCGGUGUCCGGGGCGUCCUUUCGGUCGCUUAAAACUUUUGUCUUGUUUAUUUUGUUUUGGCGCGGCGAAGAGAAAAGGGAAAGCAUGAAUCGCUUGCUUAGCCGAGACCCCGUGGAUAUCGAGAAUAUUUUAGCUCUCAACCCUCGUAUACAAACUCAUGCAUCUUUGAAUUCAACUGCAGCAAAGAAAGUGGAGAAAAAGCACUGGAAAAGAAAUGCAGAUAAAAACUGUUCAAAGUGUGAGAAACUGGAAAAUAAUUUUGAUGACAUCAAGCACACGACUGUGGGUGAGCGUGGAGCCCUUCGAGAAGCAAUGAGGUGCUUAAAGUGUGCAGAUGCUCCCUGUCAGAAGAGCUGCCCAACUAAUCUAGACAUCAAGUCAUUUAUCACAAGUAUUGCAAACAAGAAUUACUAUGGAGCUGCCAAAAUGAUCUUUUCUGACAAUCCACUUGGACUAUCAUGUGGGAUGGUAUGUCCAACUUCUGAUCUCUGUGUGGGAGGAUGCAAUUUAUAUGCCACUGAGGAUGGACCAAUUAAUAUUGGUGGACUGCAGCAAUUUGCUACAGAAGUAUUCAAAGCAAUCAAUAUUCCUCAAAUUCGAGAUCCCUCCUUGCCACCAAUGCAAGAUUUGCCUGCAUCCUAUCGUACCAAGAUUGCUCUACUUGGAGCAGGACCUGCUAGUAUAAGUUGUGCCACAUUUUUAGCUCGGUUGGGCUAUUCAGACAUCACCAUUUUUGAAAAGGAAAACUACGUUGGUGGUUUAAGCACAUCUGAAAUUCCCCAGUUCCGGCUACCAUAUGAUGUAGUACAUUUUGAAACUAGGCUUAUGAAGGACCUCGGAGUGAAGAUUAUCUGUGGAACAAGUCUUUCGGUGGAAGGACUGACACUCAGUGCUUUAAAGAAUGAUGGUUACAAAGCAAUCUUUAUUGGAAUUGGUCUACCAGAACCAAAGAUAGAACCUGUAUUUCAGGGAUUGGGAAUGGAAGAAGGAUUUUAUACAUCAAAAGAAUUCCUACCACUGGUGUCUAUGGCAAGUAAACCAGGAAUAUGCGGCUGUCGCUCUUCAUUGCCAUCAAUACAGGGAACCGUGAUUGUUCUUGGAGCAGGCGAUACCGCCUUUGAUUGUGCAACCUCAGCUUUGCGCUGCGGAGCGCGACGUGUUUUUGUGGUCUUCAGGAAAGGAUUUACUAAUAUACGGGCUGUCCCGGAAGAGAUGGAGCUUGCAAAGGAAGAAAAGUGUGAAUUCCUACCUUUUCUUUCCCCUCAGAAGGUUGUCAUAAAAGGAGGAAAAAUUGUUGCUAUGGAAUUUCUCCGGACUGAGCAAGAUGAGGAUGGAAAUUGGAAAGAAGACAAGGAGCAAACUGUCCGUCUGAGAGCAGAUAUAGUGAUUAGUGCCUUCGGUUCAACCUUAAAUGAUCCUAAAGGUAUUUCUCAGUCACAAUGUUUAUCUUUACAUGGUGCCUUGGUACCUGCUGUACCCCAGUUGCCUCUUUUCUAUACACCAAUCGAUUUGGUAGACAUCAGCAUAGAAAUGGCUGGGCUUCGAUUUUCAAAUCCUUUCGGCCUCGCCAGUGCAACUCCAACUACAAGCUCAACAAUGAUCCGCAGAGCUUUUGAAGCAGGAUGGGCAUUUGCACUCACCAAAACCUUUUCUCUGGACAAGGACAUUGUAACAAAUGUUUCUCCAAGGAUAAUACGUGGAGCUACCACAGGUCCCAUGUAUGGUCCCGGUCAAGGUUCCUUCUUGAACAUUGAGCUCAUAAGUGAGAAAACAGCAGCUUAUUGGUGCAGGAGUAUUUCUGAAUUGAAGUCAGACUUCCCUAACAAAAUUGUCAUUGCCAGCAUCAUGUGCAGUUAUAAUAAGAAUGAUUGGACUGAGCUUUCAAAAAUGGCUGAGGUUUCUGGAGCUGAUGCCCUGGAGUUGAAUUUAUCAUGCCCGCAUGGCAUGGGAGAAAGAGGCAUGGGACUGGCUUGUGGGCAGGAUCCAGAGCUGGUACGCAACAUCUGUCGUUGGGUGAGGCAAGCUGUUCAGAUUCCUUUCUUUGCCAAGCACCCAAAUGUCACAAACAUUGUGAACAUUGCGAGGGCUGCCCAAGAAGGCAAUGCAGAUGGUGUCACAGCCACCAAUACUGUGUCAGGGUUGAUGGGACUGAAGGCAGGUGGCAUACCUUGGCCUUCUGUAGGGCACAGCAAAAAGACUACCUACGGCGGAGUAUCGGGAAAUGCCAUCAGACCAAUAGCUCUUCGAGCUGUUUCUGCAAUUGCGAAAGCUCUUCCUGGCUUUCCUAUCUUAGCAACAGGAGGCAUUGACUCAGCUGAAAGCGGUCUGCAAUUUCUUCAUAGCGGUGCUUCUGUUUUACAGGUAUGCAGUGCAAUUCAGAAUCAAGACUAUACCGUAAUUGAUGAUUACUGCACAGGGCUAAAGGCUCUGCUAUAUCUGGAAAGCCUUGAGGAACUUCAAGACUGGGAAGGACAGAGCCCACCAAGCAUACAGCAUCAAAAAGGAAAACCUGUACCCAAAAUUUCCGAGUUGAUUGGAAAGAAACUUCCCAGCUUUGGACCGUAUCUUGAGCAACGAAAGAAGAUAAUAGCUGAAAAUAAGCUGAAACUAAAGGCACAGAACAGCAGCCUUCAUUCCCAGCUUGAGAGAAAGUGUUUUGCCCCAAAGAAGCCCAUCCCAGCCGUGAAGGAUGUAAUUGGAAAAGCACUGCAGUAUAUUGGAACAUAUGGAGAGCUCAGUAAUACCGAACAAGUUGUGGCUCUGAUUGAUGAGGAAAUGUGUAUCAACUGUGGCAAAUGCUACAUGACCUGUAAUGAUUCUGGCUACCAGGCUAUACAAUUUGAUCCAGAAACCCACCUGCCCACUGUUACUGACAGUUGUACAGGCUGCACUCUGUGCCUCAGUAUCUGCCCUAUUAUUGACUGCAUCCGAAUGGUUUCCAGGACAACACCUUAUGAAGCAAAGAGAGGCCUGCCCUUAGCUGUGAUCCCCGUGUGCUGAGAAGAUCAGACCAACAGUUAAAGGGAAACUUCUAUUUGCUUGAUUCUAUUGAUUUGCUUUCUAAUUAGUACCAGCGAGUCCAGUACAUUCUAGCAAAAAAAAGGAGAGGGGGAAAGAAAGAGGGGGAAAGAGGGAGGAGGAAGGAGGGAGAAAAAGGAGAAGGGAAGGAGGAAAGGAAAAGGGGAAGGGGAGGAGAAAAGGCAGAGGAGAGGAAAGGAACCUAAUACCCUAAUUAGAGGCCAAAUAAAACCGGCUGAAUUUUUCAGUUUAUUUCCCAUCUCUUUCCCUUUCUGAUAACAAGUUAGUUUGCUGGAUGUGAUUUAGCUUUGCCUUUUAUAAGAUGCAAUAACUUUUCUUCUUUCUCUCUCUCUCUUUCACAAAAUCUGCACACGUUCUGACGAUCUGAGUUUUAAUUUUUCUUUUCCCUGUAACAAUGGAAUGAAAUUCAAGGAACUUUUCGUAAUCAUGUAAACCCUAACACAUGGACAAACUUUGUUACCAUGGAAACAUUGGGUAAUUACACAUUUCAUUUCCUUUUAAAACUGGUUUUGGAAGAUGUAAUUAACUAUAUAACACACAAACAAAGGAUUGUAUAUCAUGGAGGGGGGGAUGCUUUUACAGAAAGAUAUAAAAAGAGGGUUAAACUGCUACUCCUGAACAAUUAAUCAGUUUUGAUAGUGGCAGCAUCUGCUGGUCUAUUACUCUAGUUCUCACUGAAUUCUACUUCUCCCUAAAUGCUACCUCUGACUAGGCAUUAAAAAUCAAAUGUGCAAAUACAGUGCACUUUUUGUCAUUUGAUGUUUUCAGUUGAUAGCACAAUUUUUGUUGUUGUUGUUCUGUUAAUGAACUUCCAGUCCCUAUCUAUUAAUUCUAAUCUUUCACAUGUAAAUAUAGGACAUUUUUUUGCGGCAUCACUGUGAUGUUGGCAAAAUGAAAUUAUUCUUGAGGCACUAGGAGAAGACCGAAGGCAAUUACUUCAACAUUUUCUUUGUUUGCUACCAUUCAUACGCACAGUGCAGGAUAAAAUAAUGCGGUUCUUUCAGCGUACAUGGAUGGGUGAGGCUCAGAAGAUACAGGCGUUUCAGUCGCCACAGAUAGUAUCUGACAAUAAAUGGCAUCUACUGAAUAUUUUCCAAAUAACAAGUCCAUUUCACUCCUGGGCUUCACUGUGCCUAAAUGAAAGUUCCACAAAUGGUUGGAGAAAGAAUGAGUUGAGGUCCCAAUAAAUAUAGGUAAUUAGCAGAUAACCUGGUGUUGCCCGGGUAUUUAUUUAUCCUAAUCCUGUAUUAGGCAGGAAAAGCCCUAAUUUCAGCAACAAUUAAAUUAAUUACAAAUGUUUUCCCUGUGCCCCCG